Molecule: messenger RNA, 842 nt
Organism: Cucurbita moschata (crookneck pumpkin)
Lineage: Eukaryota; Viridiplantae; Streptophyta; Magnoliopsida; Cucurbitales; Cucurbitaceae
Exons: 1
Coding region: 125-514 (129 amino acids)
Source: RefSeq, a predicted model, not a curated record
AAUUUCCCUCCACUGGGUUCCCGCUUCUCUCUCUCUCAGGCCUGGAACUGCAACAGCCAUUAAACCCUAACUGUUCUCCGAUCUCGCUCACUCCCCUUCCAGUGAUCGACGCCGAUUCAGAAUCAUGAAUCGCAGAGUUCAAUUCUCGCACAAACAACGUGCAAAUCGCACGGAGCAAUUCCACAAGUACUUGAAGCCCGGUGCCCUGGCGAAGAUCCGGGACUCGCGAAUCAGCGCCAGAUUGUACCGAUACAACUCGCUAUCUCAGAUCUAUCUCCGCCGUACUGCUUCUCCGGAGUCGUCUCCACUCUCCUCUAUCGGUCAAUCGGAGAUUGACGUGGAUGAUUUCCCUUCUUUGUCUGGAAGGGUUUACGGUCCCUUAUGCCUCAAGAGGAAGAAGUUCUCGGGAAUUAAGUCUACGUGGUUCCCGAGCCCUAAUUUGCAGACUCCAACUGCCGAUUUAAGUGGAGACUCGAUUAUUGAUGCGUUUAAUAGCGAUGUUGCUGCGCAUUGAGUAUAGAUUUUCAUAUUACAGUGAAUUAACCCUUUGUUUUUCUGUUGUUCUGUAUGUAGAUCGUCAUCGACUGGGUAGUUUGGUCUGUUUCUUUCAAUUUUAUUAUAGGUAUUAUUCUUUUCAAGGGGCUGGGGUUGAAUAAUUACAGUGGAAAGUUUUAUUAUGACACAUGGAACCUAUUUGGAAUUGAUCUUGUUUCAUCCAAACCGGUGUCAGAUUGUAUUACUCUGACUAUUAAGCAUCGGAUUUAUAGAUAUGCAUAUUCCCAUGGGUGAUUAAUUUUCUUUGAAACUGAAGUGGGUUCAAUUAAGGAAGUGAUCGAUGAGUU